GGCGUUAAUCACAGUUUGUCGCUUGUUUAGUAUACAGCAUUUAAGCGGGUCCGAUUAACGCCAGUAGAUUGCCUUACGUAGUUUUAUUUUGUACCACCAACUGUUGACGAUUUCAUCAUGAAGUUCUUAAUUGUGGCCGUGUUGGCACUGGUUUCCAUUGUUUCCGUCCAGUCCCAGAAUAAGUACACCACUAAAUACGACGGAGUCAAUUUGGAUGAGAUCCUGAAGUCCGACCGGCUGUUCAACAACUACUACAAAUGCCUGAUGGAUCAAGGCCGUUGUACUCCAGAUGGAAACGAACUUAAGCGGGUGUUGCCCGAUGCACUGAAAACCGCAUGUGAAAAGUGCAGUGAAAAGCAGAAAGAAGGCACCGAAAGGGUUCUCCAAUAUCUAAUUACAAACCGACCCAAGCAGUGGGCUGCUCUGCAGCAGAAGUAUGACCCCGAUAAUGUAUACGUCAAUAGUUACCGUGAAGAAGCUAAGAACCGUGACAUCAAGGUGUAUUCCUUCGAAAUGAACUCAAAACUAAGUUUUCUGUUGGUUGCUGUAUGUUUUGCAAUUGUAGUGGUAGCGGAAGAGGACUACAUCACAAAAUAUGAUAAUAUCGAUCUGGACGAAGUGUUCAAGAGUACCCGCCUUUUAACGAACUACAUGAACUGCUUGAAAAACCGCGGACCCUGCACUCCAGAUGGAAAGGAAUUGAAAGAAAAACUUCCGGAUGCACUUGAAAACGAUUGCAUACACUGUUCCGAGAAGCAGAAGCAGGGAGCCGACAAAGUAAUUCACUUCAUUAUUGAAAACCUGGAGGAGGAUUUUAAAGUUCUAGAAUCACUGUACGACCCGACUGGGGAGUAUCGACGCAAGUAUCUGGACGAUCGACAAAAGUUCCGACAGCCGACGAGCGAAGAAACCACCACCGCCACCAUGCCGGACGUUGCGAGUUCCUCCGAGGAAGCAGUAAAUGGUGAAGAUCAUGGCCAGUCUGGGGGACGCUAACAAUUGGAUAAGGCGAUGAAUUGCCGCCAUGAAAUGAGCGGAUCAUUAUC
Topomyia yanbarensis is the source of this 1046-nucleotide messenger RNA. RefSeq lists its product as uncharacterized. The coding region runs from base 118 to 996 and encodes 292 amino acids. The transcript is spliced from 4 exons. NCBI's taxonomy places the organism in Eukaryota, Metazoa, Arthropoda, Insecta, Diptera, Culicidae. The record is from RefSeq and is a predicted model, not a curated record.